AUGACAGGUGCUGAGCUACUGUCGCCUACAAAUCAUGGGAACGAAAAGCCCCGUUUCAGAAAGCCUCAUCACCUCGAAGCACGUCACAAUCCAGCAACUGCCAUUGCAAGGCGUCCUGCUGCAGCAUCUCCCAAUCCCGCCAAUCCCACUCUGGGACCUGUUGCUCCAGCACCUACCAAUAUAGUAACUCCCACUCCAGCAGCUCCUGCUCUUGUACUUCAAAAUUCAGCAAAUGCUAUUUCAGCAUCUUCUGCUCCAGCACCUCACAAUACAACUCCUAGUGCUCCAGUGCCUUCUCUUCAACCACCUCCCAAUCCAGAAUUUCCCAAACCAGUGUCUCCUAUUCCAGCACUUAAGAGUCCCACAACUUCUUCUCUGCUUCCAAGUGUACCAGUGUCUCAAAAUCCAGCAACUACCACUGUGACGCCUCCAGCAGCAGAGCCUUCCUAUUCUGCAAUUACUGCUCUGUUACUGUGUCAAGAGUGGGGCAGCCAUCGCGGCUGGGGACGACCGCCGGCUGGGUCGUGCAGUGCAGCCACGGCGAUCCCUCCUGGUGCUCUUUUACCCGCCGCAGAGGAGGCGGUGGCCGACCCCCUAGUGAAUUGGAUGGCUGGAGGACAGCGGGCCGCAGCCAGUGACCCGUGCAAAAACAAGCCGCUCUGCGCUGGGCCGGCCGCUGAGGAGCGGCGAGGAGAGGGGUGCGACGCUUCUGUCCCGUCCGCCGCUGGAGAGCCCGGAGCUUCAUGGAUAAUCAAUGGCGGCGGACAGCCCGGCUCCAGCUGGGGCAAUAACGGCGAGUCUAAUAAAAUGUCUCGUCAGUACCAGAGGUUUCUCAUAUAUGAAGGAGUAUCAGCUAUAGUAAAUGAAGCAAGUGAAGGUGAUGAAAGUGAUCCAGAAGAUGAUACAGUUGUGACAUACGAUAGUGAUACAGCAACUGAAAUAUCUGCCCUAUUUGAGAACAACCAAGCAGAAUGGGAGAAAGAGUCCACCACCACCAACACUUACCGAUUAUCUUUUGUAGAAUGGGUUAAGGGAUCUAGGUAA
Messenger RNA from Schistocerca gregaria, 1044 nucleotides. RefSeq names its product translation initiation factor IF-2-like. The transcript has 5 exons. Bases 1 to 1044 code for a protein of 347 amino acids. NCBI's taxonomy places the organism in Eukaryota, Metazoa, Arthropoda, Insecta, Orthoptera, Acrididae. The record is from RefSeq and is a predicted model, not a curated record.